CCCCCCCCUUACGAAGAACCCAACCAAGGCAGACAAAGCAACCUGAAGAGCAAAGGAUGCAAGAGACGCCUGUUCCUGUUUGUCUUGGGCAAGGUUCUCCUUGUAGGGUGUUUGUUUUGGAUGAUCGGAUCGUGGGGGUUUAGAAGUCUACUCUCCUGUCAUCAUGGCAAGCAUACAAACGGGACAGAAAUCGCAGACAUCGAGCUGGAAGACGCCACCAUCAGUCGCGAGGUGGUGAUCGACAACGGCCACCGCGCCAUCUGGGGUCAUCUCCCGCUGUACGAUCUGCUCUCUCUGAGCACGACGAGCGGCAACGUGGUGGUAACCAUCACUCCGCAGCCAGCCGAGCCAGAGCAGGAAGAUACUCCUGCGAAAGUUGUGAUCCGGACGAAAUCGGGAAGUGUGACGGUGAGCUUUGCCGGGGUCGACGAGGCUUCCGUUCCCGUGCGACCGUACGAGGUUGAGAUCCAGACCUCCACGGGACAUAUCACUGGGAAACUGCUCUUCUCGACCUCGUUGUCUCUGGAAUCUCAACGUGGGAGUAUCACCGUCUCGGUGACGCCGGUCGUGUAUCCGGGGAAUGUCUCUAUUUACAGCCAUACAGAGACUGGUAGCCAGAACAUUCGAUUGAAAGAACCGAUCAACGACGACAACGACGACGACGACGACUACGAAAUCACUGCGUCUCAUUCCAGCCGUCAUGGCAGUCUGUACAUCGCCUAUCCGUCUAGCUGGGCGGGUCAAGUCCAUGCCUCGGCAGUCCAUGGCUCGAUCUGUUUGAAUGGAGAUGGGCUCCGGGUCACCAAGGACGGAGAGGGAAGGGCGGAGGGAGAGAGAGAUGUGAUGGAGGGCCAUGGGGACUGGUGGGGGGAAAGGGGAGCAAUGCAGGUUGACUUGCAGGUUAAGGAUGGUUCAGUGAUGUUUAAUGCGUAGUAUUAUCUUGAAAGAAUGAUGUUAGUAUCUAGAU
Penicilliopsis zonata CBS 506.65 is the source of this 967-nucleotide messenger RNA. RefSeq lists its product as hypothetical. Lineage: Eukaryota; Fungi; Ascomycota; Eurotiomycetes; Eurotiales; Aspergillaceae. Bases 121 to 933 code for a protein of 270 amino acids. The record is from RefSeq and is a predicted model, not a curated record. The transcript is spliced from 2 exons.